Molecule: messenger RNA, 963 nt
Organism: Symbiodinium sp. CCMP2456
Lineage: Eukaryota; Dinophyceae; Suessiales; Symbiodiniaceae
Source: the annotation of a GenBank genome assembly
AUGGCAUCUCGGGAGGCCAAGUGGAACGUGGGCGCAGCUGUUCUGACUUGUGCUUGGCCCAAAGAGGCCGAGGUGAUUAGCAUUCCAAACUCCGGCACGUUGCCGGCGCACCUUCUACUGGAAUACAGCCAGGUGCGUUGUAGGCCAAUUCAUAGCAUGAGCUUCUUGUCCAGGAGCGAGUACGACCGCGGUGUCAACACCUUCUCGCCCGAAGGCCGACUCUUCCAGGUCGAGUAUGCCAUCGAAGCCAUCAAGCUCGGCUCCACAGCAAUUGGCGUCUGCACGAAGGAAGGCGUCAUCCUGGUCGUCGAGAAGAGGGUGACUUCUCCGCUGGUGGAUCCCUCUUCCAUCGAGAAGCUCCUAGAGAUUGACUAUCACAUGGGCUGUGCCAUGAGCGGCCUCACCGCAGAUGCCCGCACCCUCGUUGACCAUGCCAGGGUGGAAGCGCAGGCGCAUUGGUUCACGUACGACGAGCGCAUGCCGAUUGAAAGCAAUGUUAAUGCCAUCGCCGACAUGGCAUUGGACUUUAGCGACUCCGACAAGAAGAAGAAAACGAUGAGCCGUCCGUUCGGAGUGGCACUUCUGGUGGCGGGCGUCGACCCGUGGGACGGUCCCGUGCUCUUCAACACGGAUCCAUCAGGGACUUUCACGAAGUAUGCUGCGUGCGCGAUUGGGAGCGCCCAAGAGGGCGCUACGAGCAUGCUGCAGGAGCAGUACAACAAGGAUAUGACAUUGAAGGAGGCAGAGAUCUUGGCCUUGACGACGCUCCGCCAGGUCAUGGAGGAGAAGCUGAGUAAAGUGAACAUCGAGGUUGGGGUGGUUCCAACGUCCACUGGAAAGUUCCGCUGCUACAAUGCCGAGGAGUUGGAAGAUGUGAUCUCGCGCCUGCCAGCGCCAACCGUGCCGACGCUGCAGACAGCAACGGCGGCACCAGGUCGAGGUGAUCUCUCAUACGGACCGUGA